AUGGGGGGCCGCGAGAACACCUCCAGCACUACUACGUGCAAGGUGGCCCCGGGACCUGUUGACCUGGAUACCGGCCAGCAGGUGGCGAAGCAUCUCCAAUGUGAUCCCGACAGGCUUGAUGAGUUCUACAUUGCGGGCGGAGAGUUUGGAAGCAGUGCGAGGCAGGAUCGGGUGAGGCGACAUGUGGGUUACUCGUCGCUGAACUUCUUUGCUUCGAUUGCUGCAGUAGUUCCUAGCAUGCAGGGUCACUUUGACUGGAAGCAUGCCACCAGAAUUGGAGAAGCGAGUAAUCCUGGUCCUUCGGGUGGAGGGUCGCGUGCAACAGCCCGCCGUAGGGCUGAGAUGGAAGUAGAUGAUGGAGGAGAUGGCGGCUUCGGCGGCCUUGCUGGCCUACUUAGGCCCAUGCUGGAGACUUUGAUUCGUGAACUACUUCAGGAGCUUCUUGCUGAGGGGGGGCUCAAGGGCAUGAUUGCUGAUAUGCUGGGUGGCCGGGUUCCAGCCACUUCAUCGCGGGCUCCUUCGGCGGCACACUCUGCGGGUGAGGUCGUGCCGGAAGAGGGGGCUAACAAGAAGGGGCGCUGGGACAAACGUCGCGGCGAUGAUGAUGACGAGCAGCCCAAGGGCAAGGGCAAAGGCAAGAACAACAGCGGCGAGCAGGCCAAGGGCAAGGGCAAGAACGACCUGGCCAAGGGCAAUGGCAAGGACAAUGGCGGCGAUCAGGCCGGCAAGGGCAAGAGCAGCCAUGGCGACCUGUCUAAGGGCAAGGGCAAGCACAAUGGUGGCGAGCAGGCGGGCAAGGGUCUUGGUUCCAGACCGGAUGCUGCCGAUGGUGCUGAGUGGACGGUGGUCGGGCCCGCCAAGAAGCAGGCCGAGUGGCAGCUCCGAGGUUCUGAUUGGACUGAGGCUGUCAUGACUUAUGAUGCGCUUGUGGCUGCCUUUGGCAGCGAUAGCAAUGAUGCUGUGAAGGGCGUGGUGCUCGCAUCGGACGAGGAGUUCGACACCCUUAAGACUUUGCUGCGUGGAUCGUCUAAGGCACAUGGCGUGCUGCUGGUGCAUCAGAAUAAGGAUGCCUCCCAACGGUGUCCCGGCGUGACGGGCAGCAAGCUGAGCAUCAGGACGGUGGACUUCCACAGGUCCUACACCCCAGGCUUGGUCGCGCCUCAGCCUAGGGCUGCGGCGGCGGCACAGAAGUUGGAACCGAAGCAGAGCUCUGUGGUCUAUGCCAGGUUCCUCCAGAAGUUCAUGCCAGCCGAUAAAUGGAAGGAGAUUGUGAAGCAGCCGCAGCGGGCCUUUCAUGGGUUCCUGGCUCAGCAUCGUCUUCGUGCUUUGGAUAGCUGGGGCUGGCAGAUUGAGCAGGUGCAGGCCACUCCUUACCAAAAGGUCUUUGGCUGCGGGCGGCUGCUCAACACUGACGUGGAGACCCUCUUGAGCCUGAGUGGGAAAAAUGGUCUCUUCUUCGACGUGGCCCGUGGGUUUCCCUUGGGUCCGGUGCAAACGGAGUGGCAUAGCCAACAGGAGAGCGAAAAUGCCACCGAUUUCCUCAACCGGCUCCUCACGAUUCCUUCCGACUUCGGGCUUAUCGCGGGUGCUAAGCAGAUUGGCAAGCGGCUCCGGCGGGACCCCAACCAGCCGGUCCAGAGGCACUGGGUUAUCGAUGGUGUUCCUCGGGAUGUUAGUCCAGAUGAUCUUCGCACGGUGCUUCAGGCAGGUCACUUUGAGGAUGUGGAGAUGACGUUGCAGCGCAGGCACGGCAACUUGAUGGCAUAUCAUUUUCGUGCUAAAACUUUGCUGACGGCGGACAGCCUUGCUGUGCCGCUUCUCCCUACACAGACCAUUGCGACUUCUGGUGCUUGGCGGUUGGAGGCUCCGCGCUCAAAAUGGUCUACCGAGCGGGUGGCAGUGGAGCUGGAUGAUGAGGACGUGGAUGCGUCUGCGGGUGCCCUUGUCAUCAACACAAGGGAGGGUGAGGUGACGGCGGCCGGGAACGAGAAUGCGGAGAAGAAGGAUGCUGGGAAGCGGGGCGGCGCGGCGACCGGGUCGGCUGCGAAGCGAGCUGCUGGGGUGCAGCGUGCUCUCCCCGAGGGGGCCAAGGUCACCAAGAUCGAGAAGGACGGCAACUGCCUUUUCAGUGGCCUUGCAAAGGACAUCAACAACUUGAAGCCUUCCGGGCACCAGCUCACUGGAGCAGAAGUCCGGGCGAAGAUUGCGGUGCAUCUUCGCCGCAACGAGGAUAAGUACGCUCAGGAGUGGGACAAAGAAAUGCCCAAUAGGUCCAAGGCCGAGAAUUGGGAAGCCUACGUGAGUGCGAUUGAGGUUGAUCAAACUUGGGGAGGACUCCCAGAGAUCCGUGCAGCGAGUCGCAUAUGGGACGUGAGAGUUAUCAUUUUCCCCACGUCCCAACACAUUGAGCCCUUUCAUGUCCAUGGGCAGGCUCGCAAAAGGGUGCUGUCGCUGCUUUUUACAGGCAGCCACUUUGACCUCAUCGAGGGUGACAAUGGUUCUCUCCCGAGGGCCCUGCUGAACAUUAAAGCCCCACCGCCUGCUGUCCCGAUGCGGGGCGGGGGCCGGGCCUCUGAUGAUGGAGCUUCGGUGUGGACCAGAUCGUCGGUGCGUUCCCGCUUGUCUUCCUCAUGGGCGGCUUCAGUGUGGACUACUGCGUCGGGCGAUGGCAAGGCCGAGGGCAGCCAGGGCCCGCAUGACGAUCGGAGUCGCGAGUCGGAGGGUGCAUGCACGCCAGGGUCGGUCUGGACUCAGGCGACGGCUGCUGGCGCAAAGCGGCGCUGUGCUUCAUCGGCUUCGGCUUCUGAUGGUGGCGGCGGUGGCCCGGCGCGGAUCCCUGAGGAUGCGGCUUCUGGCACUGUGGCGCGGCUUGGCGGGCGGACCCCUUCCUUGGUGGCGGAGAUCCCCGAGGAGCCGAGGACGUUCCUGUGGAGGCAUCCUGGGCUGCAGGCUGAUGGUAGCUUCAAACUGGGUUGUGAGCUUUGUGCGAAGAUCUUCCAUGGGAAAGACUCCACCCAACUGGCCAAGAGGCGAUACAGGCACUACCAGUCGUGGCACCCGGAUGCCGAGCGGAACUUUGGCCGCUACCCUUCUUCGGUUGUCGAGCUUCGGCCUCUUCCCAAGGACACCCAGGUGGAUUGGAGAUGCCCUUGCUGCCGGUAUGCGGUUCCCCGUGGCGAGCUGCAAAAGGCCUCGAGCUGGGCAUGCAUGAAGGCGAGGGAGGCACAUCGACUUAAGGCGCAUCCGGCGCUCUCGAGGUCGGCCUAUGCUGCCUGUGCUCGUAACGUGCGCAAGGAUUCCAAGGCCAUGAAGCUCCGUGUCUUGUACCUGAAUCAGGGACUGGCCAAGCGGCAGGCUAAAGGGAGCUCCUCUUCGGCAGCCGAUGCCCUGGCUGGCUUUGAGAGCUUCACGUGGCCGGUGCGGCGCAGUGAUAAAAAACGGCCACCCAAGUUGAUGCUGCGGGCCGCCUGGCGGUGCCGAGAGUGCCGUCGUUGCUACCUUCACCUUCGUGACCUUCGCUCCCAUCGAUGUGAUUACUACGGGCACGGAAACAAGGCUCGGGUGAAGGCGCUGCGGAAGCUGCGUCGAGAGGCCCCGAAGAUGCACCAUGGCAUUGCCGAGGACCUCCUCAAGCGGACCUUUGACAAUGCAUUGCGGAUGUUGCAAGGCGAGGACCAGGUCCACUGGCUUGGGGACUUGUUCUUUGAUACCGAAUUCCCGAUUGAUGUGCUUGCGGUUCAGGAGCUCAACCUGGAUUCACUCUCGGCAGCCUCCUUCGUGGCCAUCCUGAAAGAUCGGGGAGUGCAUGUUUUUCUCAGUGCGGAGGACAACGGUGUGUAUAGAUGUGCCGUGCUUUCCACACAUCCUGGUGUGGCGGUCGGCGUGCACAGUGGCCGACUUGCUGCAGCUUGUUUUGAGUUCCUGUGCAAUGGGAGCUUCAUCAAGGUGGCGUUUGCUUCUUACUACGGAGUGGUGUGGAAUGCGGAUGUGGCGAUGCAAGGUGCCCUGGAUGCGGUUGCGGAGCUCCGGGCGACGCGGGUGGCUUGGGUGCUUCUCGGCGACUACAACUUGGAGCCCUCCUUGGAGCCUCUGGCUUCGCACCUGGCUCGGGGCUUUGCGGUGCCGUGGGACCGGGACUUCGAGUCGCUGGAGCAGCUGCCGGGCACGCGAGAGUCCGGCCGUCGGCUGGAUUUCGCCUUGGGCUGUGGCAUUUUGGUGCCGUCAGGCCUGCGGCAGCGCUGGACUUUCAACUCGGAUCAUGCUCAGGUGUGUUAUGAGGUGGACCUGACUUCGCCGAGUGGAUGCUGUGGCCCUACCUUCUGCGACUUGUCCAAGGAGGCGAUCACUGAGGCUGCUUGGGCCUCUUCCGCCGCUUCCUCGAGGAUCUUCUUCGAGUUCCUGGUUCCUCGGGGCGCCGCCGCUCUUCGCUGUGGCGGCCGUGUGCUAGACUUCACCCUCGCAGCAAGGCAGCUAGCUCAUGACCCUGGGCAUGCACGUCUUCGUGAUAAGGCGGCCAAGUUACUUGAUGACCUCCUGGAUGGGUGCCCCUGGCUUGCCGAGGUUCCCUACUUCCAGAUGGAGCAGUGGGCCGACUUUGUGGCUGAGCAUCUGGUGCAGAUGGAGGCUGCUCAGAAAGAGGCUGCCUUGGCUGCAUGGCGUGUUAGCAUGGAGGAGUCGGAGGGCAAGGUCAUUUCUUGGAUCCGGCGCCGUGAGAAACUGAAGGUGGAGCUUGAUCGCCCUCGUGUGCCAUCGGGCGAUGUGUAUGUCUCUAAGGCGGUCCAUCCUGUUCGGGUGAUUGCGGAGGCGGAGGACAGCUGGAUGCGCCUUUGGGGCCGGAGCACGGUGACGGGUCGGGUACCGGAUCUUCUUCGGCCUCUCCCUACUCUUCCUGAGGCUGCUUGGCACCCUUCCUUUACGGCGGAGGCGCUCUACAAGGCGGGCAAGCAGAUGGCGACGAAGGCGGCGGGCCCGGAUGGGUGGACGACCGGGCAAUGGUGUCUCCUCCCUAUGUCGUUCUGGGAGGCUUUGGCAGCUUUGUGGACCAAGGUGCUGGACACGGGCGUUGCGCCCGAAGUUUGGAGGCGGGGCAGAGUCGUACUGAUUCCCAAGCCCACUUCGGGUCAUAGACCGCUUACGGUGCUGUCGUGUGCAUGGCGUGUGGGGGCAAAGCUAUUGGUGGGCCAGCUUGCCGAUUGGCUGGACACGUGGGCUUCCCAUCGAGUUCUUGGUGGAGUUCACAGCCGCGGUGUUCGGGACAGCUUCCUUCGCAUCAUGGACUCACUCGACAACGACUUGCAGGCCUCCUUGGAGAAGUUGGGCGCGCCGCAGGUCUUGUGUCGCUUGCUUCGGGACUUUUACGGCGGGCACUCUCGUGUUUUUACCCACAAUGGCACUACCGGCGCUGCAUGGCACAAGGUCCUUUGCGGAAUUCCUCAGGGCUGCCCGCUCUCGCCGCUUUUGGCUGGGGUGGUCAUGGCACUUUGGUCCCAGCACGUGGAGGUUGGUGGUGCCGGCGCGGUGCAGACGGUCUCCUUUGUGGAUGAUCGGUUGUUUUGGUCUUCGGCUCCUGCGACGUUGGCGGCGGCGAAGCUGCGGAGUUCGGCUUUCGACUCGGCCUAUGGCUUCAGUUGUGAUGUUUCCAAGAGCAAGUUCGUCCACCGGGCCUCCGAUGCCGAGGUGCGGGCUUUGGCGGCCGACUUGGGCUACGACGAGGCGGACUGCUUGACGAUCCUUGGCUUGGUCAUCCCAUUGGACCGUGCUGAGGUGCCGAUGCUUAAGGGUUUUGACCUGGAGAAGGUGCGGAGGAGGCUGCGUCUCAUUGCUGUGGCGGUGCGGAGCCUCGCUACCAAGUGCCGUUUCAUGAACAUGCUUGUUUUGCCGAUGCUGACUUGGGCUGGUGGCUACGCGUCGGUCCCGCAGGACACCAUGGAGGCGCUGAUGGCGGACUUUAGGUGGUUGUUGCACAAGGACCUGGCCGCCGACUCACCGCCGGUGCUGUGCUACGAGCUUGCGGGCUGGGAGGUGCAUCCUGGCUAUGCUCGUGAUCUUGCUGCUCUUCGGGGUGCUGCUGGACUCCACUGCCGAGUUCCUGUCUGGUUGGAGGAGGCUUCGGUGCGACUGGCUGGGCAGCGCUGGCCGGCCAUGCUGCCGGUGACUCGCGAAGUUCUGGCGAACCUUGGGUGGUGGUGCGAUGCGCGGGGUUCCUUCAUCCUUCGGCGCGACUCCUAUGGCCAGGUGCGCUCCUUCGAGGUUGGUGUGGACUCCUUCGAGACGGUGGCUGAGUGGCUUCGGGACGCUUACCGGCGACGUGGCUUGGCAAACUGUGGCCGUGUGGUGAAGGCGCUGCACAGAGAGGAGGAGCCCGACUUGGCCCAGGAUUUGGCACUGCCGGGUCCCCCGAAGGACUACUUGGCGGUCUUCGCUGGUCACCGUUGGGCUUGGCGCAGCUCGUCUGACACUUUGGAGCGGCGGUCGGCGAUGGUCACUGGCUGCUCUGCUUGGUUCAAGCAUAAGAAGCUGAUGCAUCAUGCACGUGAUGGGGCAGGCCCGCCCGAUUGUCUCUGCUCCAAGCGGCUCCCCUCGAGGCCGCACCUGUUGUGGAACUGCCCGGCGACUCGUGACCUGGUGGCGGACGUGAGCCCUCCGGUCAACAGAUUACAGGAGAGACUGCUGGCGUGUGAAGUUCCUGAGGUGCCGGGACCUCCUCUGGCUCUUGACCUCGAGGACUACAUCGACGACAUCGCGGAGGCUUUGGAUGCUAGGCUGGCACUGGGCUCCCCGAUUUAUGUGGCGACGGACGGCUCCGUCGUCGACUUGGUGGCGGCGUGGGCAAUUGCCCUGGACGGCGAGGUGAACUUCGCCCAACCGGUGGCCGGGGAGGACCAGAGCUCUCAUCGUGCUGAGGUGGACGGCCUGAUCUUCGUGGCCAAGGCCUUGGGCAGGUGCAGUGCCGAGGGCGAAGUGCAUGUGAUUGCCGACUGCCAGUCGGCUCUUACGACGGUGACGGGAGGUGGCGCUUUGCCUCUCUUGAGUUCCAGAGCUGUUGCUGCUUUUCGGGAUGUGCCUCGAAGAAUCAAGGUGAAGCGAUGGUGGGUCCCUUCCCACGGCAAGAUGGCACCGGCUGCUUGGCAACCGCCUCCUUGUGGCGAGAUGGUGGCGCGGGCUUUGAAUUUCAAGGCUGACCAGGCGGCGAGGGCGAAGGCACAGCAUCUGGCGACAGGCAGCCUCCGUCAACGUUGUGUGCAGGCGCGAGCUGCCGCUCUGGAGUGGGAACAGAAGGCGCACCGAGCACUUCGCUCGGUUGCGCGACGAUGGGCUGCGGCCUAG
Molecule: messenger RNA, 7326 nt
Organism: Symbiodinium sp. CCMP2592
Lineage: Eukaryota; Dinophyceae; Suessiales; Symbiodiniaceae
Source: the annotation of a GenBank genome assembly